Messenger RNA from Sesamum indicum (sesame), 2804 nucleotides. Its product is annotated as DNAse I-like superfamily protein. The record is from RefSeq and is a predicted model, not a curated record. Lineage: Eukaryota; Viridiplantae; Streptophyta; Magnoliopsida; Lamiales; Pedaliaceae. Gene Ontology annotation, biological process: phosphatidylinositol dephosphorylation. Gene Ontology annotation, molecular function: phosphatidylinositol-4,5-bisphosphate 5-phosphatase activity; phosphatidylinositol-3,4,5-trisphosphate 5-phosphatase activity; inositol-polyphosphate 5-phosphatase activity.
GUCCUGUUUCUACAUUCAGAAUCUGAUUGUCUCACUGUUCCCCUUCCUUUUCUUGAUUUCGUUUGUUUCUUUGCUCUGUGUCAAAUAACAGAAACACAAGCAAAUUUUUUCUAACUGGGAUUCUUGGAAUUUGACUUGUCUCUCCAUAUCAACAUGCCAAGAAACUCGGAUUUUCUUCUUUAUAUCUGUUGUUUCCUCUACAUCACCUAGAAAAAACACAGGUUUCUGCUUUCAUCCCAUUGACCAUUCUUUUGCCGGCAUCAGUUCUUGAUUUUUUUUUUCUUCUUACUAAUCUGUUCUUGGAGAGUGCGAGGCGAGAAUUUGUUCAAGAAAAUAGAAGAGAGUUGUAUCCUGUCAUAAUUUCAGGAGUGGAGAAAUUUGUUCCAUAUAUGAAGUGGUGAAACAAUGAGAGAUGGAAACUCUAGGAAAAAGUUUUCAUGGCCUAAGACACUAGUCAAGAAAUGGUUCAACAUCAAAAGCAAAAAUGAGGAUUUCCAUGCUGAUGACAUCAUUUAUGGAGGUGUUGAUGAAGAAUGGAGGAGCAAUUUCUCAGAGAGGGAGGCAUGCACCAUCAAGAAAAGUAAAACCACAGAGAAAUCAACAAGACGAAAUACUGACCGUGCCCGGCGAAGUAAAAUUGACCUUGAUGCCUCCCAGAUUACUGAUGUGCAUAACUACAGGAUGUUUGUGGCUACGUGGAAUGUGGCUGGGAAAUCUCCACCUAGUUACUUAAAUCUUGAAGAGUGGCUACACACCUCACCUCCUGCUGACAUCUAUGUCCUGGGGUUUCAAGAAAUUGUUCCUCUAAAUGCUGGUAACGUUUUGGGCACAGAAGAUAAUGGUCCUGCCAGGAAAUGGCUGGCCCUUAUUCGAAAAACUCUAAACAGUCUUCCUGGAAGUAGUGGUACUUGUCGUACACCGUCCCCGAUUCCGAAUCCAAUUGUUGAACUGGAUGAUGACUUUGAAGGAUCAAAUAGAGAGAAGGCGUCCUCUUUCUUCCACCGCCGUUCUUUCCAGUCAUUGAGCCGUAGCAUGAGGAUGAUGGAAAAUGACAUUUCAAUGCCACAGCCUAGACUUGAUCGUCGAUUCAGUGUCUGUGAUCGGGUGAUCUAUGGAAAUAGACCAAGUGAUUACUAUGAUCCAAAUGGCAGGUGGGAUGGUUCCUCUGACGAUGAAAACGGGCCGAGUUAUUCGCCUUAUGCACACUACUCUCCUGUUUCAUAUAACGCUUCUUUAUCUCUGGAGGAAAGAGAUAGACAUCCAGGGCAGUCGAGGUAUUGCUUAGUUGCAAGUAAGCAAAUGGUAGGGAUUUUUCUCACAGUAUGGAUAAAGAGUGAUCUAAGAGAUGCCGUUCGAAAUUUGAAGGUGUCUUGUGUUGGCAGAGGGUUGAUGGGCUAUCUCGGAAACAAGGGUUCGAUUUCAAUUAGCAUGUCUUUGCACCAAACGAGCUUCUGCUUCAUUUGUAGUCACUUAACUUCUGGCGAGAAGGAUGGGGAUGAGCUGAGAAGGAACUCCGAUGUCAUGGAAAUUUUGAGAAAAACAAGGUUUCCCCGAGUUCAUGGCAUGGGGGAUGAGAACUCUCCUCAAACCAUUCUCGAGCAUGAUCGAAUCAUAUGGUUAGGGGACUUGAACUACAGAAUCGCCCUCUCGUACCGAUGUGCGAAAGCCCUUGUUGAGAUGCGCAACUGGAGAGCUUUGUUAGAAAAUGACCAGCUCCGGAUAGAGCAGAGACAUGGGAGAGUUUUUGCUGGAUGGAACGAGGGGAGAAUAUACUUUCCUCCUACAUACAAAUACUCAAAUAACUCUGACAGAUACGCUGGGGAGAACAUGCACCCGAAAGAGAAACGACGAACGCCCGCAUGGUGUGAUCGUAUACUAUGGUAUGGUCGGGGACUGCAACAACUAUCGUACGUUCGUGGGGAGUCUAGAUUUUCCGAUCAUAGACCAGUGUACAGUAUAUUCUUGGCAGAAGUUGAGUCCAUAAACCGUAGCCGAAUCAAGAAAAGCAUGAGCUAUUCCAGCUCUAGAGUUGAAGUCGAAGAGUUGCUGCCGUACUCGCAGGGAUAUAAUCAACUAAAUUUCCACUGAGGAAGGAUUCACAUUUGAGUACUGUUAAUCCCACUUUGGAUCUUAUGUUGGCACCUGAAGAAAACAAGCUGCUAAGCAUUUAGGGAGUGUACCUGAGAGUUCAUGGUUCGGACAACUCCCUUGUUGAUUCAACAUACUGAUAGAGAUAUGGUUAAAAGAUGCUAACUCAUUCAAUUUCUUCCUUGCUUGUUUCGUGUAUGUAAUAAAUGUGGCAUCACGAACAAGAAUUUUGAGGUUGUGGCGAAUAAUGAGGAUCGCUGUCGCAGUCGGAAAAUAACAAGGGCUUCAAUGCAGAUACACUCAUUCUUGUAGGAAAACUGUAAAUAUUCGAAAAUUUUGGACAUUUUAGAUCAUCAAUUACGGUAGGGAUCGAUGACCGUCUCAUAGCGAUAAUAGUUGAAAUCGCGCAGAAUAGGACCUACCAUGAGAAUAUAUGCAAGCAAGGACAUUUUACUGAAGAAGAAAUGAAUGCAAAUUCUUUAUGAAUGGUGAAUGUGAUUUCAUUGCCCUUUGUCCAUACAAACUUGUUGUCUUUGUCCUUACAGUAGCCUAGUACAGAAUCUAUUCAGUGACUCACAAAAGAACUUAACUUGGACAACACAUUAUUGAAUGGGUUUCAACAGAAGGAGAUAAUUGUACCAAAAGGUGAGUGAGUAGAAUCAUUUCAAGAAUUGGUGGUAAUAAGGGCUUUUAACUUUAACUUUUCUUUUUCUUUU